ACCCAGGGCUGAGGCAGGCGUCCCCCUCCCUCCCGCCUCAGUGGAUUAUGCCCAGGGCGGCAGCAGCGGCGGUUGCGGGGGGGAAGUGACUGGGCGGUGCCGGCGCAGGAGACGAUGCCGUUUCCAGUCACAACGCAGGGAUCACAACCAACACAGCCGCCACAGAAGCACUAUGGCAUUACCUCUCCUAUCAGCUUAGCAGCCCCCAAGGAGACUGACUGCAUACUUACACAGAAACUGAUUGAGACUCUGAAACCUUUUGGGGUUUUUGAAGAGGAAGAGGAACUGCAGCGCAGGAUUUUAAUUUUGGGAAAAUUAAAUAACCUGGUAAAAGAGUGGAUACGAGAAAUCAGUGAAAGCAAGAAUCUCCCACAAUCUGUAAUUGAAAAUGUUGGAGGAAAAAUUUUUACAUUUGGAUCUUACAGAUUAGGAGUACACACAAAAGGUGCCGAUAUUGAUGCGUUGUGUGUUGCACCAAGACAUGUUGAUCGAAGUGACUUUUUCACCUCAUUCUAUGAUAAAUUGAAAUUACAGGAAGAAGUAAAAGAUUUAAGAGCUGUUGAAGAGGCGUUUGUACCAGUUAUCAAACUGUGUUUUGAUGGAAUAGAGAUUGAUAUUUUGUUUGCAAGAUUAGCACUGCAGACUAUUCCAGAAGAUUUGGACCUACGAGAUGACAGUCUGCUUAAAAAUUUAGAUAUAAGAUGCAUAAGAAGUCUUAAUGGUUGCAGGGUAACCGAUGAAAUUUUACAUCUAGUACCAAACAUUGACAACUUCAGGUUAACUCUGAGAGCUAUCAAACUGUGGGCCAAACGCCACAACAUCUAUUCCAAUAUAUUAGGUUUCCUCGGUGGUGUUUCCUGGGCUAUGCUAGUAGCAAGAACUUGCCAGCUUUAUCCAAAUGCAAUAGCAUCAACUCUUGUACAUAAAUUUUUCUUGGUAUUUUCUAAAUGGGAAUGGCCAAAUCCAGUGCUUUUGAAACAGCCCGAAGAAUGCAAUCUUAAUUUGCCUGUAUGGGACCCAAGGGUAAACCCCAGUGAUAGGUACCAUCUUAUGCCUAUAAUUACACCAGCAUACCCACAGCAGAACUCCACGUACAAUGUGUCCGUUUCAACACGGAUGGUCAUGGUUGAGGAGUUUAAACAAGGUCUUGCUAUCACAGAUGAAAUUUUGCUGAGUAAGGCAGAGUGGUCCAAACUUUUUGAAGCUCCAAACUUCUUUCAAAAGUACAAGCAUUAUAUUGUACUUCUAGCAAGUGCACCAACAGAAAAACAACGCCUAGAAUGGGUGGGCUUGGUGGAAUCAAAAAUCCGAAUCCUAGUUGGAAGUUUGGAGAAGAAUGAAUUUAUCACACUGGCUCAUGUGAAUCCCCAGUCAUUUCCAGCUCCCAAAGAAAAUCCUGACAAGGAAGAAUUUCGUACAAUGUGGGUGAUUGGUUUAGUGUUUAAAAAAACAGAAAAUUCUGAAAACCUCAGUGUUGAUCUGACCUAUGAUAUUCAGUCUUUCACAGAUACAGUUUAUAGGCAAGCAAUAAACAGCAAGAUGUUUGAGGUGGAUAUGAAAAUUGCUGCAAUGCAUGUAAAAAAAAAGCAACUCCAUCAACUACUACCUAAUCAUGUGCUUCAGAAAAAGAAAAAGCAUUCAGCAGAAGGUGUCAAAUUGACAGCCCUGAAUGACAGCAGCCUCGACUUGUCUGUCGACAGUGAUAACAGCAUGUCUGUGCCUUCACCUACUAGUGCUCUGAAGACCAGUCCAUUGAAUAGUUCUGGCAGCUCUCAGGGCAGAAACAGUCCUGCUCCAGCUGUAACAGCAGCAUCUGUGACCAACAUACAAGCUACUGACAUUUCUGCGCCACAAGCAAAUUCCAGUGAAAGCUCAGGGGGUACAUCAAGUGAAAGCAUUCCUCAAACUGCCGCACAGCCAGCCAUUUCUCCACCACCAAAGCCUACGGUCUCCAGAGUUGUCUCCUCAACACGUUUGGUAAACCAACCACCUAGACCUUCAGGAAAUGCAGCAACAAAAAUACCUAAUCCUAGAGUAGGAGUCAAGAGGAAAUCCUCACCUCAUAAAGAAGAAAGUCCCAAGAAAACCAAAACAGAAGAGGAUGAAACAAGUGAAGAUGCUAACUGUCUUGCUUUGAGUGGACAUGAUAAAACAGAAAUGAAGGAACAACUUGAUACAGAGACAAGUACAACUCAAUCAGAAACUGUUCAGACAGCAGCUUCUCUGUUGGCCUCUCAGAAAACAUCCAGUACAGACCUUUCUGAUAUCCCUGCUCUCCCUGCAAAUCCUAUUCCUGUUAUCAAGAAUUCAAUAAAACUGAGAUUGAAUCGGUAAAAACAACCUCAGGGGUCCAUAGACAAUAUCUGCCAACUCAACCUGUUGUCUUCAAAUGCUAAAAAAAGGAGAAUGGAGGGUACAAGACUAGACAUGACUGAAAAUGGAUUUAGGUUUUUUUGGUGACCUCCCUUACUGGGCUAAUCAGCACUUGAUCGGAAGUCCAG
Choloepus didactylus (southern two-toed sloth) is the source of this 2501-nucleotide messenger RNA. Its product is annotated as poly(A) polymerase alpha. The record is from RefSeq and is a predicted model, not a curated record. The coding region runs from base 115 to 2334 and encodes 739 amino acids. Gene Ontology annotation, molecular function: poly(A) RNA polymerase activity; RNA binding. The transcript has a single exon. NCBI's taxonomy places the organism in Eukaryota, Metazoa, Chordata, Mammalia, Pilosa, Megalonychidae. Gene Ontology annotation, cellular component: nucleus.